Molecule: messenger RNA, 1986 nt
Organism: Fundulus heteroclitus (mummichog)
Lineage: Eukaryota; Metazoa; Chordata; Actinopteri; Cyprinodontiformes; Fundulidae
Gene: dbr1
Product: debranching RNA lariats 1
Exons: 9
Coding region: 156-1832 (558 amino acids)
Biological process (GO): mRNA splicing, via spliceosome
Cellular component (GO): nucleus
Molecular function (GO): RNA lariat debranching enzyme activity
Source: RefSeq, a predicted model, not a curated record
CAUGCGCACUGACUGGUAAUAGCAAGGUGGGAAAAUUCGUUCUGUCGCUGCCAACUGCACUCUCGUAACAAAAUCAUGGGUUUUAGAAGAAAUUAGAAGCUCCGUGGACUUUUUUCUGGGGACAAACACCCUCUGCAGCUAAAGCCUGAUCCACAAUGAAGAUCGCAGUAGAAGGCUGCUGCCACGGCGAGCUGGACAAGAUCUACGAGACGAUCGAGUAUCUGGAGAAGAAGGAAGCGGUCAAAGUGGAUCUGCUGCUCUGCUGCGGAGACUUCCAGGCGGUGCGCAAUGAGGGGGACAUGAAGUGCAUGGCAGUACCCGCCAAGUACAGGACGAUGCAAACAUUUUACAAAUAUUAUUCUGGGGAGAAGAAGGCUCCAGUGCUGACCAUCUUUAUCGGAGGGAACCACGAGGCCUCCAACCACCUGCAGGAGCUGCCGUACGGCGGCUGGGUUGCACCCAACAUUUACUAUCUGGGUUACGCUGGCGUCGUUCGCUAUAAAGGGAUCAGGAUUGGCGGCCUAUCUGGAAUCUUUAAAUCCCACGACUACAGAAAAGGUCACCAUGAAUUCCCGCCAUAUAAUCCUGAAACUCUUCGGAGCGUUUACCACAUCAGGAAUAUUGAGGUGUUUAAACUGAGACAGAUUCAGAUGCCCAUAGACAUUUUCAUGAGCCACGACUGGCCGCAAGGGAUCUACCACUAUGGAAACACGGGGGAUCUGUUGCGUAAGAAGAAGUUUCUGCGGCAGGAAGUGGAGACGAACACCCUGGGAAGUCCGGCUGCCAAGGAGCUGCUCGCUCAUCUCCAGCCCAGCUACUGGUUCUCUGCCCAUCUACACGUAAAGUUUGCUGCCGUCAUGCAGCAUCCACCUAAGGAUAAAGCAGCCCCGCGUGUGACCAAGUUCCUGUCUCUGGAUAAAUGUCUCCCCUACAGGGAGUUCUUGCAGAUUGUGGAUAUUCCAGAUAGGCCAAGCUCAUCUGAGGGUCUGGAAUACGAUCCAGAGUGGGUUGCUAUUCUAAAAGCCACCAACAGUUUACAAAUGACCACUCCUCAGCGCUGGAACCCCCCAGAGAAUAAUGGCCUGCAUGAACGGUGGGACUUCAGAGCUUCGGAGGCAGACAUGAUGCAGGUGGUGGAAGAUCUCAGCGGGGAGCUGGAUAUUCCAGACAACUUCAGCCGUACGGUGCCACCAUACGACCCCGGCAACCCCCAGCCAUACGCCUCCCCGAGCUACAACACCAACCCCCAGACAACAGAGCUCUGCGCCAAGUUCGGCCUCACGGACAUCUACUCCAAGGUCGGGCAGAGAGGCGAUGACGUGGGCAUGUCUCAGAGCAGCACCGGAGGGGAGGACGAGGAUGAGGAGAAUGAAAGUACAGAUGAACCCAGCGAGUAUCCGACUGAUACCUCGGGGUUGUCAAGUUCCUUUAACCCUGAUGAGAUCACCAUAGAGGACGAGUGGGAAGAAGAAGAAGAGGAGGAAGGAGGUGAAUCAAAGAUGAUGGAGAAGGCAGACUUGUCCUCAGACAUCCAAACCCCCAGUCGAUUGGUUCUACCAGAGCCCAAAUCUUGUGUCACCCCCUCCCUCCAUUCCUCCCCGAUGAACCUGCCUCCUCCCUCCCACUCUACCCCUAAAGCUGCUCCCGCUCAGUUGGAGGCCAGUCAGGAAGGACAGUGUGACGGCGUUGAAGAGGAGGUCCCUGCCGCUCGCAUCCUGAAACGGAGCAGCAAUGAGAGCAACAAGGCAGGCAACGGAGGCACGACUCCAAGAAUCAAACGCAGGAACCAGGUCAUUUACCAGGCCAAGGACGAUGACGAGAGUGAUGGUUAGAGCGCAGGAAGUGGAUUUCUUUAUUAAAAUUUCGUUUUAUGUGUUUUAAACAAGCCCAGAGCAUUUUAGAAAACAUGAUUUUUGAGUUACAGUUUUGUACUGGAGAUUUCUGAUUUAACAGCAACAAUAAAAGCUGAAGGUUUUUUUUAAUGAA